This is a messenger RNA of Colletotrichum navitas, 1000 nucleotides long. RefSeq lists its product as uncharacterized. The record is from RefSeq and is a predicted model, not a curated record. Bases 149 to 715 code for a protein of 188 amino acids. NCBI's taxonomy places the organism in Eukaryota, Fungi, Ascomycota, Sordariomycetes, Glomerellales, Glomerellaceae. The transcript has a single exon.
UUUGCUUACGUGGUGGAUAUAACCCGACUUGGCGGCGAGCCCGCAUCCAUCGUAAACUUUUUUUUUUCUUUUCCUGCGGAGUGGAUAAGAUUGCGACUGAUAACAAUGCUACCAUGUUGACUUGCGCCCCGUCUGGUUGGAAUUCCUAAUGCGGCUUUCGCCGGGGAAACUCACGUCGUGGUGCGGCCAUACCAAAGCAAGGUAUAAACGUCGGCGCCGUUCUUACGAUGACGAUCCAACAUUGCCGCCAAACCGAGCCUCAGGAAACACUCGAGACACGUUGACGCGCAUUUUGCCAAUAUGGGCACCGCUUGCCUGGCACUCCGGCCCAGUUACGACAUCGUCCCGCCCGGAGACCAAGUACCUCUCCUCGGGGGUGUCAUCGUGGCGAUGGAGCCGGCGGCGGCGUCUUCGAAGAGGGAGUUGGCGCCGCGGGCCUUUUCUUGAACACUGCCUCGCGGGGUAUGAAGGUUGGCACGUUAUACGCAUGGCGCCGAUUGCACCAUGGACUACGCGAGCACAGCAGACUGGCCCAACACAAAGUGAGCACAUGCGAGACGAAUCGGUUGUUUGGAAAGCCGGCAUCGGCUUUCUAAGCUUUUCUCCACAUCAAGCUGCCCUCGAUGACACGCCGAGGAGCUCGCAGGAUAAGCCGAUGCUGUCGAGCCAUAAUCACAAACCGGGCCUGCAUGCGUUAGGAGUUCUCGAAGCAUAGCAUGAAGCCCUUCUGGACCUGGAAUCGUGACAGCCAUUGCUUCACGCCACUUCUGUGGUUCACGAUAUCCGUCCCCAGUGAUGCAGCAGUUCCCGUAACUCGCAUCAGAUAUUUAUUUCGAAGGCCCAAGGCCGAAGUCUCACUGAGACCGACUGACGCAUGGGUGGUCGAUAUACACUCCCACUUGCGUUCACGAAACCAUGGAAUCAAUAGGUGGAGGGCCGCAUAUUGUCCAAAGCCCCGAAGCCGAGGCGUUCCGACGAGCUGCUGGGGGCGAGGAUGAGC